This is a messenger RNA of Exophiala viscosa, 1651 nucleotides long. RefSeq names its product aurora kinase. Gene Ontology annotation, cellular component: kinetochore; spindle midzone; spindle microtubule. Gene Ontology annotation, biological process: protein phosphorylation; mitotic spindle organization; regulation of cytokinesis. The record is from RefSeq and is a predicted model, not a curated record. Gene Ontology annotation, molecular function: protein kinase activity; ATP binding. The coding region runs from base 95 to 1297 and encodes 400 amino acids. NCBI's taxonomy places the organism in Eukaryota, Fungi, Ascomycota, Eurotiomycetes, Chaetothyriales, Herpotrichiellaceae. The transcript has 3 exons.
CAGUCACCACUGACAGUAGUAUUCCUGUUUACAACAAAUCCAAUCUCUUGCUAUUCUGGAUUUCCAUUCUCCUCUUUGCACCACUUUCUGCACGAUGGCCACCAAAACGUUAGAGGCGCGCUUUGAGCACCUCACUGUCAAUGAUGAAAAUGAAACCCCUCCUAGCACUAUGCUCAAGUCUAAGGCGGCAAAUACAGGCACAAUAGCCAAUCUGCCUCCUCAGUCCCGAGCAAACCUCGUCAAAUACGCACUCCAAGCCACAAACGAGUCGAGACAAAAUGUCGCCCAAGUCGCCACGAUCACGACAACUACUACCGUUCCAACACUUCCUCCUUCGCCAGUACGAAAAGUCGUGCAGUCAUCGAGAACUUCGGACGAACACUAUGAGUCAAGUCAAAAACAGUCGGCGAUCUUCUUCGACCAGCCACAGGCUCCCAAACAUUUCCACUUGGGCAUGUUCGAGAUAGGAAAACCUUUGGGAAAAGGGAAAUUUGGUCGAGUAUAUCUUGCUAGAGAAAGAUCUUCCGGCUUUGUUUGUGCCUUGAAGGUCCUCCACAAAUCUGAGCUGCAACAAGGCAAGGUCGAGAAGCAAGUUCGUCGUGAGAUUGAAAUUCAGUCCAAUCUUAGACACCCCAACAUCCUGAGGUUGUUUGGUCAUUUCCACGACAGUAAAAGAGUGUUCCUCAUUCUCGAGUUUGCCGGCAAAGGUGAACUGUACAAGCACCUGCGGAAAGAACACAGAUUUCCAGAGUGGAAAGCGGCUCAAUACAUUGCUCAGAUGGCGGCAGCACUGAAGUAUCUGCACAAAAAGCACGUCAUGCACAGAGAUAUCAAGCCUGAGAACAUCUUGGUCGGCAUUCAUGGUGAAAUCAAGAUCUCAGACUUUGGAUGGUCGGUCCAUGCACCCAAUAACCGCAGACAAACCAUGUGCGGAACACUGGAUUACCUGCCUCCCGAGAUGCUCAAGCCUGGCAGCUCCGACAACUUUUACAAUGAGAAAGUGGACCUCUGGAGCUUGGGCGUCCUGACGUACGAGUUUCUGGUUGGAGAAGCACCAUUCGAAGACACCCCCGUUAUGACACAGAGGAGGAUUGCUCGUGGUGAUAUGACCGUGCCGAGCUUUGUGAGUUCGGGGGCGAAGGACCUGAUCCAUCGACUUCUCGUGCUCGACCCUGAAAAGAGAAUACCCUUGGAGGACGUGCUUCAACACCCUUGGAUCGUCAAACACUGCGUGACCAAAGGCGGCGAACGAGGGAGUCAAAGAGCGUCUGGCAGCAAAGAUGGAUCUGAGCGGUGACCACAGUCCACGGGGGACAGGUCCGCCUGCCCGAGCUUCCUUUUACCAUCAAUUAUCAUUUGAGCGCAUGUAUGUCUUGUCGAGGAUGUCUUGGAGUUUCGGCAACUUUUGGAGUGCAUCAACGAGUGCUUUAGAUAACCUGGGUAGCGUCUAUGGCUGGGAGUUUAGGAGCCGCAUCUUUGGCCACGACAGGCGCAUUGCUACAUUCGGUGGGUUUGGACAAAGAACCAUAAGUUAUGUGUAGAUGCCAUGUUGAACGAGGUGGAAUGACUCUGAAGGUGGUCGAGGUUGAUGAUUGGGAGUGGAUCUGGUAUGCCGACUUCGGGCCAAUGACGAAAUAUAUAUUCUUCAUCC